GACGGUUACAAAAGACGCGUUAUCACUCCGCCAUCCAACAGCAUCAUCAUCCUGAAAAAGUCCCGAAAACCAGAACCAUCCUUUUCUCCCUUGGAAUACAGGAGCUAGGGACCUCCUACGCCAUUUCUCCAACCCGCGACUCACCAACUAGCAAAAAUCUCAAUGCCAUCUGGCAAUCAUCAUCCCCAAUGCUCUCACAAAAAACCAUGAAUAUCCAUCGUCUUCAAGAAUUUCAACCGCCCUAAACACCAUGAUCAUUAGCUUCAAACUUACCAUAUCCAAACCCAAGCUCCUCCAAAUUCGACGAGGGAACAUUAAAGGGAGAAAAAAAGGACAGAAGAAAAAACCGCAGGGUCGAGUUGCAGGGAAGCAAUGUUGCCGGAAUCCACCACCACCGUCACCUUUUGAAAGCUCCUUGAAGCACUCUUAUGCAACUAUUAUUGUUCAUCAUUCUGCUGCUUCGUCUAUUCGGCUUCCCAUUUUGCUCUGGCUAUUUGAGGAGGCGGGCGCACUAUCUAGAAGGAUUCACUACGGAAAAUUUGUAGUUGAAGUAAAAUUCAAGAUACCCCUUGAAGAAUUAUUGCUAACAUUUCAUGCCAAAGUAAUUGUACACACUAUGGUUGCUUUACCAACAGUUAGAAUCUGUGUGAAAUUGCAACGGUUGAAAGUAAUACUUUAUUUUGUGUUAUGGUGUGGUUAUGUUAAUCUUUAUCCAUACGCUUGUUUUAUUUUCUGUUCUUAUUUUCUAUUCAUCUAUAGACUAACUUUCUAUUCUACUUAG
Molecule: messenger RNA, 781 nt
Organism: Coffea arabica (coffee)
Lineage: Eukaryota; Viridiplantae; Streptophyta; Magnoliopsida; Gentianales; Rubiaceae
Source: RefSeq, a predicted model, not a curated record